Molecule: messenger RNA, 2457 nt
Organism: Anopheles funestus (African malaria mosquito)
Lineage: Eukaryota; Metazoa; Arthropoda; Insecta; Diptera; Culicidae
Product: carboxypeptidase N subunit 2-like
Exons: 2
Coding region: 92-1738 (548 amino acids)
Cellular component (GO): extracellular matrix
Molecular function (GO): protein binding
Source: RefSeq, a predicted model, not a curated record
AGUAGGAGGAGCAGAAUGCAACACAAUUUUACUUCUAAUCAGUUCGCUCGGUGAGUUCCCGCGGGAUAGCGAACAAACCAGCGGUUAAACAAUGUUACCCAAGUGUUUGCUUCUUGUGUGCUUUUUAGCAACACUCAAUGGACGAUCGGUCGAAUCGAAACCACUUCAAUUCGUGUGCUCCACACAAUCGUCACCGGCCGUAGGAUGUUUACUGGCUGGCAUCAAUAUACGUCCAGAGGACAUCAUUACGAGUCCACCGAACAUACCGCCGGCAAAUGAUCGGAAAGUAACCUUCCAACAGUCCACCCUUGCAAAUCUACCGCCGACUUUGUUCGAACAAUUUCCCCACCUGGAGCAGCUGAACGUGUCCGGCGUGGCGCUCGGUUCCAUCCCGGCGGGUUGUUUCGAUAAGGCCACAAAGCUAACUCGACUGAAUCUGGCGUACAAUCGUUUGCAAGCGCUCCCACCGAAGGCAUUCCACAAACAGACCGGCCUCGAGCAGCUCGAGCUCCAGAACAACACACUACCAAUGUUCGAUGGAUCGGUCCUGCCGGAAAAUGCUCCCCUGAGGUCGUUGAACCUAUCCAGCAACGGGCUAACCGAGAUUCGCUGGGAACCGUUGAACAAACUUCGCACACUGGAAAUGCUCGACGUCAGCAACAAUCGGUUGGGAACGAUUUUCGUGACCAAAUCGUUGCGUGUACUAAAGGCGGGCAACAAUCGGGCCAGCACACUUCAGACCGAUGCGAACAAUUUCAUCUUCGUGCUGGAACAGCUCGAUCUGAGCAGGAACGAAUACCGGGAGCUAUCCGGUGUGGCACGGUUCGCCAAGCUAACCCAUCUCGAUGCAUCCCACAAUCGAUUGGAAACGUUCGAUUUUUCCCUCGUCCGAAAUAUGCGCUCCCUGGUGGCACUGAAGCUGGCGUACAAUCGGCUGUUUACCGUCAGCACUACCGGGUCACCACCGACCGCAGCCGGUACGCUCGAGGUGGUAGACUUGUCGAACAACUUCCUAACCACAAUGCCGUCCCACAACGCGAGCGGUGUUUCAUCUACCCGGCAGCUACACCUGGAAGGAAACGGACUGGUAAACAUGGAGGUGCACGAAAAUGCACUGUACUGGCCACGGUUAAAAUCGAUCACGCUCGGCGAUAAUGAUUGGCACUGUGAGUUUGCGGAACGGAUUUCUACCAUCCUCACGAGACGAUCGAUUGCGGUCGGUGGUGAUGGUGAAAAGUGUGCCCGGCCCGGUCACACCAAGAAGGGGCGGUUGUGCUGUGCUGAGCUUAAAAAUCCCUACCUAGACCGGUUGAUAAGAACGAGGAAGGAGUUGGAGAUGGGUAAACUGGCCCUAAAGGAACUCCCGCCGAUGGUUGGUGGAGUGGAAAGUGUUCCGGUGGGAAUUGCCGGUGACGUACCGAAGUUGACCGAUCAGCUGCGUAAAUCGCUGACGGUUGUUAGUCAUUUGCGAACGGUUAACACGCAACUCGAGGCUAGCAAUCUGGCACUGACGAAAGCUUUGGAGGAAGAAAGAGCGAAAAAUAAAAUGCUGCAGGAAUCGGCCGGACGUCAACAGGCCGGAGGUGGUGGUACUUCGGUGGAUGCUGCGAAGGAAAAGACAGAUCUCCAGGCGGCACUGGCUAGGUCCCAGGGCGAGGUGAACAAUCUGAGAGCCCAACUGACAAGGUGCACCUCGACAGUGAACACACGCACCGGCCAGACGGUCAUUAUUCAAUAAAUGUGAGACACAGCUGCGAAGUGUUCAUUGGUGCUUGCGAAUGGCGGACUUCAAGGUUACAGUUAUCAGUAAAAAAAUGCAUGCACAGUUCAUACAACUCAGUGUCGAUUUCCUAGCUUUUUAGGUCACAAGCAGAAAAUAAAAAUGAGCCUUAGAGGCUAAUCGUACAAAAAAGAAAAGAUGAUCAUUUAUAAUAUUUAUUUGUUAAGUGAAGAGUUUCCAACAAUUGCAAAUAAGCAAUGAUUUAAAUUUAAUAAUAAUUAUUUAUUUAUUUAUUUAUAAUUAAUAAUUACAUUAUUAAUUAUUACUUCCGCCGUAUUGUCAGCCUCUGAAGCUGAAGCAGUACAUUUUUCACAAGGGAUUUCCUCCUUGUAUUUUACCUUAUCCCGGGCAUACUCGGUUGAUUUAAUAAUUAUUAAGUGAAUUUUAAAUAAUUUUGUGUGCAUUGAAUUUGACUGUUUGUUGUAUUUUUAAUCAAAUCUACAAUUGUUGUACAAGUGUAAACUGCAGCAAUUAAAGAAUUAUUCUUCGACUAUCGUGUUUGGAAAAUACUUUUUAACGGCUUACAAACGAAGCAUGUGUUCUACUUCAGUGCUCCCCAACCGUUCUAGCGUCACGAAUCAAAUAAAAAAUUUUAACAUAUGCUUAUCGUGCAUAUGCUUUUAACAUUUAAACUAGUUACAAAUUUAUUGAAAGUCUUUAAUAGGCAAAUUGAAAAA